AGUCGGCGCGGUGUUGGCGGUGGGGGCGGUCGGUCGGUCCGUGCUGCGCUGCGGCCUGUGACGCGUGACGCACCGCUACGUGAGGGGACGGGCGCUGCCGCCGCGGGUUCCGCGCUCUCGGCCCAUCGAUCGCCGCCGCCCUCCAACCCCCCCCCCCCCCCCCCCCCCCCCCCAUAACAACAACCAGCGCCGCAUGAGGCUGACGGCGCACACGCAGCCUCCCGCCGCCCUCCGCCUCUUCUUCGUCCGCCUCCUCCCUUGAUGUGGUUCGUGGCCGGGCGGGGGACAAGAUGCCGCCGUCCAAAUCCCGUAAGAUCGCGAUCCUGGGCUACAGGAGCGUAGGAAAAUCUUCACUGACGAUUCAGUUUGUGGAAGGACAGUUUGUUGAUUCCUACGAUCCAACUAUAGAGAACACUUUUACAAAACUGAUCACAGUAAAUGGCCAAGAAUAUCACCUUCAGCUGGUUGACACUGCUGGCCAGGAUGAAUACUCCAUAUUUCCUCAGACAUACUCCAUAGACAUCAAUGGCUACAUUCUUGUUUAUUCAGUCACGUCAAUAAAAAGUUUUGAAGUGAUAAAAGUUAUCCAUGGCAAGUUAUUGGAUAUGGUGGGAAAAGUCCAAAUACCCAUUAUGCUGGUUGGAAAUAAAAAAGACCUGCAUAUGGAACGGGUGAUCAGCUAUGAAGAAGGGAAAGCUUUAGCAGAAUCCUGGAAUGCAGCUUUCUUGGAAUCUUCUGCUAAAGAAAAUCAGACCGCCGUCGAUGUUUUUAAGAGGAUAAUUUUGGAGGCAGAAAAAAUCGAUGGGGCAGCUUCACAAGGGAAGUCUUCAUGCUCAGUAAUGUAAUUCCACUGCAAAGCCUGAAAACAAUGGGAAUACAUUCUACCUGGAGAAGCAAAACUGCCCUUUAUCUUCAAGGAUAAAACUAUGCUUCUUUUUUUUUUUUGUUGGGUUUGUUUUUUUUUUUAAUUUUUUAAUUUUGUGGGGUUUUUUUGUUUGUUUUUUUUUUUUCCUUCUGUUAACCUGAGAGAUACACAGCUGGUUUGGAGCCUUUCCCUUCAGAUUAUGGUAAACUCUGACUCCUGUGCAAAUGGCUUCACUUCCAUCUUCAAAUUUUAAGCAAUCAUAUUUUCAAUUUAUAUCUUGUAUUUCUUAAUAUUAUGACCAAGAAUUUUACUGGCAUUAAUUUUUCAGUGUAGUUUGUUGGUUAGAAUAAUCAUCAAAAUGAUGCAUAUUGUUACACUACUAUUAACUAGGCUUGGAUAUCAGUGUUUCUUUGUGUUAAAUGUAUACUUGUAAAUAAAAUAGCUGCAAACCUU
Messenger RNA from Coturnix japonica (Japanese quail), 1318 nucleotides. It is a transcript of the gene RHEB, whose product is annotated as Ras homolog, mTORC1 binding. Gene Ontology annotation, biological process: signal transduction. Gene Ontology annotation, cellular component: membrane. Gene Ontology annotation, molecular function: GTP binding; GTPase activity. Lineage: Eukaryota; Metazoa; Chordata; Aves; Galliformes; Phasianidae. The record is from RefSeq and is a predicted model, not a curated record.